GACACGAAGGGCAGGCAAGUUCCGCGGCGGAGUUCCGGUAGUGGCCCUGGGGUGCCGGACGAGAGCGGGCGGAGCGGGAGACGGGAAGACCGCGGGCCGUGGAGCGGGCGGUCGGGCCGGCCUAGGGGCGGCGAGCCGUGGGUGGUGGGCGCGCGGGGGACCGAGUCGGAGCCCGCCCGUCCGCAGGCCGCCCUUCCCGCCAUGGACCCCUUCCUGGUGCUGCUGCACUCGGUGUCGGCCAGCCUGUCGAGCAGCGAGCUGACCGACCUCAAGUUCCUGUGCCACCGGCGGGUGGGCAAGAGAAAGCUGGAGCGCGUGCAGAGCGGCCUCGACCUCUUCUCCGUGCUGCUGGAGCAGAACGACCUGGAACCUGGGCGCACCGAGCUCCUGCGCGAGCUGCUCACCUCCCUGCGGCGCCACGACCUGCUGCGGCGCCUGGACGACUUCGAGGCGGGGGCCGCGGGCGGGGCCGCGCCCGGGGAGGAAGACCUGAAUGCAGUGUUUGACAUCAUAUGUGACAAUGUGGGGAAGGACUGGAAAAGGCUGGCUCGUCAGCUUAAAAUCUCUGACACCAAGAUGGAUGGCAUCGAGGAGAGAUAUCCCCGUAACCUGAGAGAACGGGUGAGGGAGUCCCUGAGAAUCUGGAAGAAUGUGGAGAAGGAGGAUGCCACAGUGGCCCGUCUGGUGGGGGCGCUCAGGGCCUGCCGGAUGAACCUGGUGGCCGACCUCGUAGAGGAGACCCAGCAGGCCCGGGGCCUCCAGAACCAGAGUGGGGCAAUGUCCCCAAUGUCAUGGGACUCAGACACGUCUGCCCUGGAAGUACCCUGAGGGUCUGCUGCUCUGCCGCAGUGGACCCUGGGCAUCUGCACAGGCUGGACUUCAGUUCUUUCCACGAGGGAAGCCAGGUGCCUUCUGUGCCCAGCCCCGUGAAGACACAGCGGAGCCAGGCUGAGUGAGCCCCACUCUCACAGCCACAGACUGACUGCUUCUGAACUCAGGCUGUAUCGGUGCUUCCUCCGUGUGAGGCAGGGCCGGGACACUGCACAGAUAUUUCUAUUCCUCACCGUUGCUCUGAGAGUGAGAUCCUGUUGUCCCCACUAAACACCCUCCUGCAGGAGAAAGUUAGAACUGUCCGGCACGUAGAAGGAAUCUAUACAAAUUAGCAGUUAUCCCUGUUAUUCUACGGCUGAGGAACUGGAGCAAAGCCUGCGAGUAGUAGCAGGAAAGCUGGGGUCUGAGCCCACACCUUCUGGCCCAGAUGCCACGCCUUUAGCCACCAUGUCUUUCUUCUGCCCCCAUGGUUGGCAAAAAGCAUGUUAUAUCCCAUUUCCUCAGGGGCCAUCAGGGUAGACCUGGACACGAGGACCAGGUGGCAUGAAGGGUGAGACACGUCCGGGAGUCUGGAGACCUGAUUUGGCCAGUGCUCAGCCCCUGAAGGAGCCAAGUCGCCCGAGGAUGAGCUGAGAUGUCUGCUGAGCGCUCACAGUCCACUCUGUAAAUAUUCUUAUGAGUAUUAUGAUUCCUGCAGUUGUAUAGUUUGCUACCAUUUUGUAUCAAAAUCAGUAUCUUUCUGAUAACAAAAUUGGCAAGGAGGUGGGAUCCUCAAAUCCUCUUGCUUCUAAGGUAAUCCUAUUAAAGAAAAUGCCUUUAUGAUGGAAACUUACAAAAAAUUAGAAAGAAUUUUCCCUGCCUAUUAAUACACCCUGAAGCCUCAACGUUCGAUUUCAGUGUUGCUUGCAGCUUGUCGUGGCCUCCAGCCUGUGAAUGUGGCAGCUGGAUUGCCUGACAGCUCACUGGCCACGCGUGGACAAAUGGUGGUCUAAUGCCCAUGGCUUUUGCCACUGUUGGGAUCUGAUUGCCCCUGAGAGGCCUCAAAAUCAGAGCCAAGUGGCCAUGCUUUGUUCCAACUCUGCGGCUAUGACCUUGGGAAAGUCUCAUGCCAUGCUGAACCAUCUUGACCUUGGUUGCUGAAAUCGUAGCCAAGAUUGUGGGAGCACUGUCUCCACUAAGCUACGGACCUUGGCCUUGGAGCUGCUCCACACCUUCACCAGAUAAUUCUGGAUACCAGGCACUGUGCUGGGAGCCAGGGCCAUGGCAGUGAAUGAGACAGAAGUGGCCCUGCCCUGUUGGCCCUGAAAGCCUGGCCAGGAGCACAGGUCAUCACCAGCUUGGGGUGCUGCCCAGGAGCUGAGCCCGACCCUCUGCUACUCACUGUACAGCCCCAGCCCCGGCAGCACCUGCCUCUUCAAGCUUCAGCUCAGGGCUAGUUCUGUAAAGAAAAACAUCAUCCCUCACGGACUGAAGUGUGAGCAGCUUGGCUUUGGGGAGUAAGUUUUCUGGGAGAGAAAAAGAAUCCAUAUCUCUUGAGCAGAGGCAGAUGUCAGAGGUUCUACAUUCCCAUAAAAGUUUAUGGUAUAAGCUGCUGUAGUGUGCAAAUGUCCCACGUCUCCCUGCAAGCUUAUCACACCUGGCAGGAGUCCUGCCCUCCCUCACACCAGGUGUUCUGAAAGGGGUUUGGGGAAUGUGACAUUAGUGCACCUAAAAUUUUCCAUUGCCUGGAGCAAAGGCUGGGCCAGGCUCUGUCCCCAGUCUGCCACUGGCUUAAGUCCUGGCCUGUCCCGCAGUCCUCCUCUGUGGGGCAAGGACAUGGGUCUCCUGCCCUUGGCACUGACGUUCCAGGAUCUCCCCACACUGAGGGAGGAGCUCCGCCUUCACAGCAGACCUGGGCCCUGCUCCCAGCCCCAUCAAGCCCCACUCAGGAUGCGGCAUGGGGCGGGAUUCCCAGCCUCAGUCUUCUCUGUCCUCGCUGCCGGGCCACACAUGGUGUCCACCUCCAGGACUGGAGAGGCCUGGCCCAGCACCAAAGCCAUAGCGCAUGGCGACAUGUGGCAAACUUGCUCCACAAGGUGAAUGUUGUGCACAAGAGACUGCCCCAGGAAGAUGGGACUCCUCGGCCAAGCAGAGACAUCCCUUUGCUCAGCCAAUGCCGUGAAGCAGCCAGCAUAGCUGGGCACUGUGCCAGACGCUGGGGCUGCAACAGAACGAGAUGGGACAACUGUCCUCAGGAAGCACUGGAUUUUCCCAACUUCGUAAAACGGGAAAAGUGAAGAACAUAAGCACCAGUGUCUGCAAAAGCAUGAAUGCUCAUAUAAUCUCUGAAAAUGGAGAGAUAAUGAUAAGUAUUUUAUGAUGGUGAUGAUUUUCUAGAUGAUAACCAUUCUGAGUCAUCUUGCUGACCACUUUCUAACCACAUAAUUCCUGAGUAAAUUGUGUCUGGAACCAGACCAUGACGAGGACAGCAUGUGCUCGUGCCAGGAUGACCAGUCACCCCUACAUCUGCUGAUCCGAAGGCAAGGCUUCUGUUACAGGGAAAAUUUGCAAUUGAAAGCCAUUUUCCUCAAAGAAGCCCUUAGUUUCUUUCUUAAUUUUUUUUUCCUUAGUUUGUUGAGUCAUUUACUAAGUUGAGACCCUGUGGCAAGAAUGAUGUAUACCAACCAUAUCCAUUGUCGCCAAAGAACAGAGGCCAAUUCAACCCAUUAAUGGGGUCCUCAUGGAGGGAAAGCCAAGUGACAUGUGAGCCAAGUUUUCAUGGUGUAGCUUGCAUAGAAAAAGAAUGUUGUGGGCCGUUUGACCCAGGCACAGGGCAGGUAGGUACAAGGCCUCCCAGACCUACCUGAUGGCACUCUGUAGACAUAAGGCUACAGUUUUAUUUCCUCAAAACAUCAUGUGUUAUUUAAUGGUCAAACAGAAUGAGCUUCUGUUUGGAAUGAAGAAAAAAUUCUGAAGCUGGGUGGAGGUGAUAACUGCACAUCAUUGUGAAUGUACUUAAUGCCACUGAGC
Lemur catta (Ring-tailed lemur) is the source of this 3840-nucleotide messenger RNA. It is a transcript of the gene FADD, whose product is annotated as Fas associated via death domain. Gene Ontology annotation, molecular function: protein binding. Gene Ontology annotation, biological process: regulation of apoptotic process; signal transduction. Bases 202 to 828 code for a protein of 208 amino acids. The transcript has 3 exons. The record is from RefSeq and is a predicted model, not a curated record. NCBI's taxonomy places the organism in Eukaryota, Metazoa, Chordata, Mammalia, Primates, Lemuridae.